UUCAGUCGUAUCGGGGAGCCAUGCUAAUGGAUUGUAAAAUUAUCCAAUCACAAUGAGAACAUUCUUAUCAAGCCCGCCUCAGACACAUUUCAACCAAUGAAAGAUCAAAGUGGGCGGCAUCUGAAAGGAAAACCCGUCACAACGCAGAUCUCAGAUCAGCUUUGGGAGUGGGCUUAUCUCCGGCCCAACAUUGCGUUCAAAUAUGCAAACCGCUUCCAAGUCAGCGCGUUGGCGAAACACUUUCUCUGCCGUGGGACAUUUGGAACCGUCGAGGCGUAACAUUUUAAAAGAUUUCUGUUCGUGGUAGGCUGAAACGGGGAUAAAAUAAUGGAGUGCAGAGGAACAACCCGAGACUUUAAAAGUGGGGAAUGAAAAAAGAGAACGCUUCGAUUUUCGGAGGAAACGCUGGAGUUGCAACACUGUGAAGAAGAAACCAUUCAGCUCCGAUACAAGGCUCCAUGGCAUAAAGGCCGUCUUCAGGUCCAGCUGCUCUUUGGAGUUUCUCACCACUCUGACACGCUGCUGCCAUUUUCCACAGCCUGAGGGGAACCAGGAAGCGGUCGGCAGGAGACAUGCCUGCCCUGGCCACCGGAGCCGGCCACGAGCCAGGUCUGUAUGCGCUGCUGGCAGCCCUGCCGUCCCAGCUGCAGCCCCAUGUCAGCUGUCCAGAGGACAACACCUUCCUGCAGGACAUGUUUGGGGAGAGAAGUCUGCACUCACUGGUGAAGAUCCAUGAACGGCUGCAGCAUUACGAGGAGAGCAAGCCGGCUCCAGUCCUGGACAGCGCCGCGGUCCUGGCCCAAGAACUUUCUGAGCAACUCGAACUAAAGUCUGAAAAUGGAGACAUAAAAGAACUCACCAAGCUACUGGAAAACCCCCAUGUGAAGAGCCUUCUGUCCGUCCAUGAUACAGUUGCUCAGAAGCAGUACGACCCCGAACUCCCUCCUCUGCCUGAAGACCUCGAUGAUGAGGAGAAUUCUGUGAAGAUUAUAAGACUUGUCAAAAACAAGGAACCUCUUGGAGCAACAAUAAGACGUGACGAUGGAACAGGAGCCAUCAUUGUGGCCAGGAUCAUGAGAGGAGGAGCAGCAGACAGAAGCGGGCUGAUUCAUUCUGGAGACGAACUGAAGGAGGUCAACGGGAUCCCUGUGGACGACAAGAAACCAGAGGAUGUCAUUCGUAUCCUGGCCCAGUCACAGGGAGCCAUCACUUUUAAAGUUGUCCCUGGUUCGAAGGAAGACGCUCCGAUCAGAGAGCCAAAGGUGUUUCUGCGAGCACUGUUCGACUAUGAUCCCAGUAAAGACAGUGCCAUUCCGUGUAAAGAGGCUGGUCUGGGCUUCAAGAAAGGCUCCGUCCUUCAAAUAAUGAGCCAAGAAGAUGCAACUUGGUGGCAGGCAAAGCAUGAUGGGGAUGCUAAUCCCCGUGCCGGUCUGAUCCCGUCCAAACAGUUCCAGGAAAGGAGAUUCGCUCUGCGGCAGCCCGCUGCAACUCUGCCACUACAACGGACCCUCAGCAGGCGGCCCUCUGGCUUCAGGAGAAGUUUCCGUCUCAGCAGGAGAGACAGGAAGACCAACAAGUCCAUGUACGAGUCCAAGAAGAGCCAAAUGUACGACAUGGCCGACGUCCCCACCUACGAGGAGGUUGCCCCCUACUGCAGGCAGAGCGGAGCUAAACACCGUCUGGUGGUCCUAGUGGGACCUUCAGGGGUCGGCAUGAAUGAACUCAAGAGGAAACUAUUGAUCUCUGACCCUCAGCACUUCGGUGUGACCAUCCCACAUACCAGUCGGCCCAAGAAGAACCAGGAGUGUGACGGUGUGGAGUACCACUUCAUCUCCAAACAUCUCUUUGAGGCAGACAUCCACAACAACAAGUUUGUGGAGUACGGCGAGUACAAGGGGAAUUACUACGGAACAAGUCUGGACACGCUACGCGGCGUCCUCGCCAAGAAGAAAGUGUGCCUAUUGGACAUUCAACCUCAUGCAAUAAAGCUUCUGCGGACGGCUGAGUUCAAGCCCUUCGUCGUGUUUGUGAAACCUCCAGCAAUGGAAAGACUGAGGGAAACGAGAAAGAACGCCAAAAUCAUCUCAAGCAAAGAUGACAAAGGAUCCGCCAGGCCCUUCACGGAGGAGGACUUCCAGGAGAUGUUGAACACCGCUGAGAUGAUGGAGAGUCAGUACGGCCAUCUGUUUGAGACGGUCAUCGUGAACGAUGACCUCACCACGGCCUUCAGCGAGCUGCAGUCGGCACUAAAGCGAGUGGAGACGGAGACUCACUUUGUUCCCGUCAGCUGGACUCACUCCUGAGACCCGCACUGUCUGGGAAAGGACAAAAAGGGAAAUGUUACAACAGACACUAUGCUUUUUUUUUAUUAUUAUUUUUUAAGUCUCUUUUAUACCAACUGAUUCUGACACAACUGUGAAGAAGAUAAGAUGGCACAGGUUGGUGUGAGGUGGACCUGCCUUACGUUUUGGGAGGAGCUGGAUUCAGGAAGUGCAUCCAGAUCGCAGAACACCUACCUAGACCGGUAACAAUCUUGGAUCUGUGUAGAACCAGCAAGAACAACUGAGACUCCAUCUUUAGUGGGGUUUUUUAUUUUUUAAUUUUUUUUUUUAUUUUAAUGAAACCAGUGGAAAACCAAAGGGAUGGAUGUUUUUCUGCUUGGUGGACAGAUUUGGUAGAAGUAAAAAACAAAAAAGCUCUGAUGGAAAACAGAGAACAUAAAAACAUGUCUUCUGUCUUCUUUCUGUGCUUCAGUGACAAGUGAAAACACUGCCAGGUACUCUCUCAAGAAAGGGCAAUAACUGUCAUUUUAUUUAAAAGAAAUUAAUAUAUUUUCUACAUAUUUCCAGUAAGUGUUUUUGAAAUACUUUUGAUUACUUUUUUUUUUUUUUUUUUUUGACACUAAGGGAAACUUUAUCCUAGCUGUAGCUCCUUGAAAUCUUUUCUUUCACUGAAGUGUUUGGAUCUCGUUUCCUCCUGCUACGCUACUCCAGAGGUAUUUUGUUCCUCUCCAUCCUGGAUCCGUUUGAAACGGCAGCUUUCUUAGAGCGCGUCCAGCAGACCAGCUCUGCCAUUUAUAGACCUGGCCACAUUUGUCUUUAACAAGAAAGCUUCCCUGUAGUGUUUCAUUAGGGUGGAGUUUUUAUUUAAUUCACAUAAACGUGGUUUCAGUGAGGCUGCCAACAGCGGCUCCACGGGACCUCCAGGAUGUAAUUGCUCCUGAUUUUAUGAGAAUCACAGGUUUAUUACUUGUCACUCGUUCUUACCAGCUCGUGCUUAUUAAUUACCGUUUUCUUGAAUGUGUAUCAAUGCGAUUCUUUCAUUUCUUCUUAACUGGUUUCUCAAUUUUCAGUUUUCUCCUCGGCUGCUUUGGCUCACAUGAGGUCACAUCCACACACACAGUGGCUUACAAUACCAGUGAUGCAUUUAUAUAAAAUUUAAAAAUGAUUGAUUGUAGAGUUUAUUCCUCAUAAUUGUUGAACCAUAUAAAAACAAUGCCCCUUGAAUUCAUAAUAAUAGGAAACCUGGUGGUUUGUGAUGCCAAUACUCCACUUUUUAUGGGUUUAUUAUUAGCCGUGUCUGUUUUCAAAGAUCAGUGGUGGGAACCUCUGCCACUGUUUUAUGAGAAGCUGAGUUUCAGAAGCACUGCUUAGCGAUGGGACAUAUGGCUGAACAACUUGGUUCUGUGACUAUGAAAAUAAAAACAGUUGGAACCUCACAAACACAGAUGCUCUGAAAAUACAGCAUAUGCUGCCCACUAUCAAAUAGACUACUAUAGGAUACCAGUAACAUUAAGCAGCAAACAGUUUUGCAUUUCUUCAUAUUUUGACAUGUAGUAAUAUUUCUGCUCUCUGGGAACCAGCAGUUGAAAUAAAUAUUAUGCUAGCACAAGUAACACUCUUGUGUCCUUUUGUCAGAUUUAGUCGGUGCUUCCAGAGUUUUUUACUACACGUUGUCUUUACCUCUUUGGCGCCUGUUUUAUGAUCUGAAUCCUAUUUGUACCGUCUCUAGAGAAUCAAGGGGUUUGAGUCCUUUCUGUAAAUGAUGUUAAUCAGGAAAGUUGUAUGAAAUGAUACUAAGUUUCUUAUUAAAUAAAAUUUAAUUUAACUCUU
Molecule: messenger RNA, 4112 nt
Organism: Gambusia affinis (western mosquitofish)
Lineage: Eukaryota; Metazoa; Chordata; Actinopteri; Cyprinodontiformes; Poeciliidae
Gene: mpp7a
Product: MAGUK p55 scaffold protein 7a
Exons: 17
Coding region: 573-2303 (576 amino acids)
Biological process (GO): protein localization to adherens junction
Cellular component (GO): plasma membrane; cell-cell junction
Molecular function (GO): protein binding
Source: RefSeq, a predicted model, not a curated record